AUGCCAGUGUGUAGGUCUGUCAUUGACUACCUUGUUGGUUUUGUACUUGCAUUAGAAAAGAAAAGGUUUCGUACUUGUUGGCAAGCAUACCAUAAAUUGCGGUAUAUUAGUAUGCAAAUUAUUUGCAUUAUUACUGACUACCAUGCUGGUUUCGUACUGGCAGUGGAAAAGGUUUUAUACUUAUUGAAUGACAAAAGCUCGAAUCAAAUAAAUCAUUUUUGGGAUCUGCAAGUUAAGAGACAUAAUGUUAAAAUGGAGAUUAAGUUACUUGAAGCAAAGAACAAGUUACUUAUGAAAGAGCAA
Messenger RNA from Funneliformis caledonium, 303 nucleotides. NCBI's taxonomy places the organism in Eukaryota, Fungi, Glomeromycota, Glomeromycetes, Glomerales, Glomeraceae. The record is from the annotation of a GenBank genome assembly.